Messenger RNA from Linnemannia hyalina, 852 nucleotides. The record is from the annotation of a GenBank genome assembly. Lineage: Eukaryota; Fungi; Mortierellomycota; Mortierellomycetes; Mortierellales; Mortierellaceae.
AUGACGGAUAAACGCUGCACCCUCUUCAAUCUCGAGAAACCUUUGGAGAUUCCAACCGAGGAAUUCCACGCCGAGUGGUGGCCUCUUGUCGACAGUUUCUGGACCCGUAUUCAACAUAACUACCUUAUCACUCCUGACGUGAUCAAAUGCAUCAGGCGCUACUCCAAAAACACCAAGCAGUGGGCGCUCUGGGCGCGUCAACAUUCACCACUUUUGCUGCAGGUCACCACGACCAAUCCACUCGAGUCGUAUCUCAGUGAGCUCAAAAGGGCGUCAUCCAAAACACACGCACUCUUUGGCACACCAGGUACAGUCUAUUAUGCUGUCCCUGCAGACUUCCGCACCAAGCGCAUCUCCAUCAUCGAUCUCUCAGAAACGAUUCUCGAGCAAGUCCACAAGUUCCCAUUCCCGGUUCAAGAGCUCAUCAUUGGCAAGGCGCGUGCAAUGAGCGCAAGGAUAGAAAAAGGCAAGACCCCUCCAGAGCUGAUUGCACCAGAGUGUAACUGUCACUUUUUCUCCCGCUAUCUUCUCCCUUGCCGGCAUAUUCUCCACGCGCACCUGUUCGGCACCGACCCUCCUGAGAAACUGGUGACCAUUGAGGAUUGGAUGAACUUUCAGCACAUGUUCGAUGAGGCAGGCAUGGAGGUGUACCAAAGCCGCAAGUUGGUUGAGGUGCCUGUUUACAUUGAGACCGAAGAGGAGAGGAGGCAAACCAUGUAUUGGCUGAAGGCGAACGCGCUUCUGGAAAAUGUGCGCAAUGGCUUCUGGAAGGCCAUGGAGCGUGGUGAUGAUAAUGACAUACAAGGGUUUAUUGAUGAUCUUGCCCACUUCGCUGUAUCCCACUCUGAAUAA